Micropterus salmoides (largemouth bass) is the source of this 1191-nucleotide messenger RNA. RefSeq names its product Fc fragment of IgE, high affinity I, receptor for; gamma polypeptide (gene fcer1g). Gene Ontology annotation, molecular function: IgE receptor activity. Lineage: Eukaryota; Metazoa; Chordata; Actinopteri; Centrarchiformes; Centrarchidae. Gene Ontology annotation, biological process: cell surface receptor signaling pathway. Gene Ontology annotation, cellular component: Fc-epsilon receptor I complex. Bases 141 to 425 code for a protein of 94 amino acids. The transcript is spliced from 5 exons. The record is from RefSeq and is a predicted model, not a curated record.
AACUUCCCCUCUUGUCUGUGAGGUAUGCGACUGUAGCGUUCAUCAGAACGCGGAGGGAAAAAAAACACCCACAAGUCUUCUUGUUUGCUGCUUGCUGGUCGCUCAAGGAGCCCUCUUCUCUGUGUUGAGCCUGUGUAGCCAUGGCCGUGUGGGGCAGGAGCCCGUUACUGGUAGCGAUUCCUCUGUGGAUGAGUUUUGGGAGAGCUGCUGCUGGUCUUGCAGAGCCACAGAUCUGUUACGUGCUGGACGGAAUCCUGUUUUUGUACGGCAUCAUCCUGACAGCUCUCUACUGCAGAAUCAAGAUCUACAAUGCUAAGGGGGCUCAAGCAGGGAAAGGAAAGGGCAAGAAUGUUGAAGAGGGCAUCUACACGGAUUUGAAGCCUCACGCCCAGGACACAUAUGAAGCUAUUGGCAUGAAGAAGUGAUGUGAUGAGGGAAAGUCCAAGACAGAUGUUCUGUUUUUGUAUUUAAUAUUGCUUAUCUUACCUUUUUAGAUUUGAGAACAUGUGAGACUGUGUGUGCAAGUGCACAUUUCCCCUUUGCUUUUGUAGAUUUUAUGGGAAGUUAAGAGAGACAAGACAGAAAGAGGGAAGAUGAGGCCAAGUCGGGCAAUUCUCAAAAAUGCUUACUCUUGUUGUUUCAAUCUAUAUUUAAGUUUUAUGCAAACAUAUUUUUAAAUCUAAGUAAAAAAAAAAAAAAGAAUGAUAAAACUGUUUUAUUUUUAUGUAUAGCUGUUAUAGCCUACUCAAAGCUGAUAUGAGUGCCAAAAUGCUAACUGGCACUCAGCUCCUGCUACAGACUGUCCAACUAACUUCCUCCUUUAGGCCAUUUGAAUGUAUGUUUUUUUUAUAUUGGAACAGCAAAUCCAGAAGUAUUGCCGUUUUGUGCAUCAUGGUGAAUACAGUAUAGCCAUUUAGCCAUGUUCAUCCUGUGUAGUAAAUCCUUAGAGAUACUGAGCAGUGUACACACCACAGGAUGGCAGUGAUGGUGCCUUUGGUGAGGUCCUUACCUGUUCGUACUCAAACACAUACACACUCUGCUCUCUCCCAGGAGGCAGAGCCUGAAAGCAAUCAAAGAAAUAACACAAAUUGCUGUAAAGUUUUGCAUGCAAACUGUUGCCUGUGGUGUGCAUAGAGCUGUGAUAUACGUUUCACGUACAUAAAACCUAUUAAACAUUUAACUUGCUUAUUA